Rhipicephalus sanguineus (brown dog tick) is the source of this 1810-nucleotide messenger RNA. RefSeq lists its product as uncharacterized. The coding region runs from base 291 to 1238 and encodes 315 amino acids. NCBI's taxonomy places the organism in Eukaryota, Metazoa, Arthropoda, Arachnida, Ixodida, Ixodidae. The transcript has 5 exons. The record is from RefSeq and is a predicted model, not a curated record. Gene Ontology annotation, molecular function: protein binding.
GCGCUGCUCGCCGGAAAAAAACUGCCGAUCUUGGCGGGUUUGCGUUUCGAUUGUGCUCGGCUCUGCGUCCCCCAAAUCUGUAGGCAAUGAAUACAAGAACGGCCCCAGAUAAGGAACGGCCGCGCAAGAUAGGCGGGUCCUCGACUGAUUGACCGACGUUCUAGCCGUGCUUCUGCAAGAAUAAAGCGCCGCGCGCGUAUCGAUAUCGCCGUGCCGCCCAGCGACUGGUGACAAACAAUCAGCGUACACAGCCGACUUCAGUCCGCACGGCUACGACAACGCACCCCGUUAUGGAAAAGCUGCAGCAACGAGGUCCAUGGCGCUUCUGGGUGGCGUACGCGGGCGCGUGGCUGCUGCUGACGCUGUGCUGCUGCUGCUGCCCGGAGCCCGCGGGGGCGACGCUGUGCAACGAGCUGACCAUGCUGAGCGAGGAAUGCCAGUGCGAAGAGAUCAACGGCAAUCUCACGCUGCGAUGGGCCAACAUCCACGUCAGCCCGCUGCUCAGCGACCUGGAGAAAGUGGCCGAUGCCAACAUAUCCCUGUACGAGAUUCAGAUCCGUGACUCUGACCUGGAAGAGUUGAAGAAGGCGUUCCCGCAGUACAUCAACCAACACGUUGAGCGGCUCACGCUUGACAACACGCGCAUUGGCCAGAUAUACGUGGGCGACAUCAUACGGCCCAUGUCGAAGCUACGCAGUCUGCAGCUCGAGAAUGAGACCAUUCAAGAGCUUCAGGCGAACAUGUUCGACUCGCUGCCCCUGCUGGACGAGCUGGCCGUGAACAGCGCCCACCUGGUGUCCGUGCGCGAGAACGCCUUCGUCAAGCUCAACCUGAGCCGCCUUUGGCUGCGCUACAACCACCUGACUCAGGUGCCAGACGCCGUGAGCAAGCUGCCCUACUUGCGCGAGCUGGACCUAUUCGAGAACCGUAUCGAGGUGGUCACCGACCAGGAGGCACUCGUGCUCCAGUCCAACCUCAAGCACCUCCGCCGACUGGUCAUGAACAAGAUGCAGUGCGACUGCGAGUUGGGCAAGGGCGAGUUCCUGUCCUGGAUCCGGCGGGCCAACAUCAGCGGCGUCAAAUGCGGCGAGCCACCGUCCCUGCUAGGCAAGGACGUGACCGCGCUCACCACCAAGCAGUUCUGCGACGCGGCUGCCAUGCCGUCGGCCGGAGCAACCAUCCUGGUCGCCUUGGUUGCAACGCUAGUCACCGGACACUUCGCAGUCGCUGCCAGCUGAGAGUUCAAGCUGUGUGUUCGGAAUUCGUGACUAUUGUGACGGAGAGGCGACGCGUUCUCCUCUCAACGACUGUGGUCGGUGCGCAUGUUGGACACUGUAGUAGAGUGUUUUGGGAGUGUCGGUAACACCGCACGGUAAGUGCGGAAAUACCGCACCGUCGUGGUCAACACGUAGCUUAAAAAAAAAACGUUAUAUCUGUUUUAUAAUUGCUCAUCGCGUAUGACAACGUGAUGAGGUGAUCAAAGUGGCUAAUAGAGGUCUCGCAGACUAAACAAGCUACGUGCCGACCAGAACGAUACGGUAUAGUGUACUUACCGUACGAUAAACCGGCGCUGCUUUUUAAAAGAGCGUCAGGGAUCGAGACCGCCGAUUCCAAGUCGUGCUUAACCAACCCGCCCAAAUGCGUACGUUUCUGGAGCCCAGCGAGAAACGAAGGGAACGGGACGUCGAAGUAAGCGUGUGCAGAAACCAUCACAAGCUCACAUGACUGAAUACGCGUUGCUGCGCAGACGCCAAGUUCAGAGGAAUCCACGUUGGCCAGUUUUACUUACGUAAUGAAAUAGGAAAUAUAA